GAGUAGCAACACACACACACACACCACACACACAGUGUCAUACAGCACCACUGCUCCUGCUGUCUUCCUCACCCUGGUAAGAGCAGAACCUUUGAGCUCUGAGGACGAGGAGAACAUGACUGCUGAGACGCUUAACUUCGGUCCAGAAUGGCUCCGUGCACUAUCCAGAGGCGGGAGUGUCACGUCCCCUCCUCCUUCUCCAGCAAUGCCAAAGUCCAAGCUGGCCGAGUACCGCUACGGCCGCGAGGAGAUGUUAGCACUUUACAUCAAAGAUAACAAGGUCCCUGAGGACAUGCAGGAUAAGGAGUUUGCUGCCAUCCUGCAGGACGAGCCGCAGCAGCCUCUGGCUCUGGUGCCUCUGACCGAGGAGGAGCAGAGGAACUUCUCCAUGUCUGUGAACAGCGUGGCCGUGCUGAGGCUCAUGGGCAAAGGAGGCGGGGCUGCCCCAGUGGGUGUGUCCCGAAGCCGAGGGAGCGCUAGAGGAGGGAGAGGGAGGGGAAGAGGAGAAGGAGGGUUCUACCAAAGAGGAGUGGAUGAGGAGGUGGGAUUCGGACGCAGCCGAGAGGUGCACCGCAGCCAGAGCUGGGAUGACAGAGGUGAGCGUCGUUUUGAGAAGCAGCUGAGGAGAGAGGGAGGACGCAGCGGGUUCGAGGACGGUGGGACGGGACGGAAGGAUUACAAUCGCUCUGACAGCGAUAACUGGCGCACACUCCGGGAGGAGCAGGACGAAGAGGAAGGAGGUGGAGACGCAGGCGGGAGCUGGAGGGUGGCUGGGACACGCCGUGAUGAAGGAGGCCCGCGCUCAGCUGGAUGGAGAGACCAUGGAAACGGAGACGGGCGGCGCAGAAAGUUCGACUUUGAUUUUCGGGAAGGCGACGUGGUCCGGCGGAGAGCAGGGAGCGAGGGAGGAGAAGAUGAUAGAGACGGGCUGCCUGAGUGGUGCACUGAUGAAGAGGAGGGAGAGAUGGGCACCUUCGAUUCGUCCGGAGCAUUCAUGUGUGUCAAGAGGACGUCAAGAGACGCGAUCCCUGAAGACCAGGAGCUGGAGUUUGAGGCUCUAGAGGAGGAAGACGAGGCCGAGCAGGAGAAGAAGGACAGCUGUGCUGAGAAAGCAGAGGACACUGAAACAUCUGGGGUGUCUGAUGGUGGAGAGAUGAAAACUACUACUACUACUUCUACUACUACAACAUCUCCUCCUCCUCCUCCUGCCUCUGUUUCUGUCUCUGCUCUGGGCUUAGAACAGGAAACACACCCACCUUCUGUUGCUCCACCCACAAAGUUCAGUCUCCAGAUUAAUGAAGCUCCAGUAGGGGGCAGCACUCAGCUGCCUCACAGCUCUCCUCCUGCCGGCACUUCCUCUCCUCCUGUCACCGCCGCUGAUCUCCUUCCACCAGGGGGCGAUAACGAGGAGGAGGACGGCAUGACGCACAUGCAGCAGGAGGCAGAGAAGAUGGUGGCGUCUCUUCAGGACACGUCUCUGGAGGAGGAACGUUUCACACAGGCGCUCCAGGAGAGCCAUGGAGCAGCUAUCACUCGCACACACUCUCACCCCAAUGCGCACACACACUCCCACUCCAACACACACACCCUGCCUCACACCGCCGGCGCCCUGCCGCUCACUCACGAGUCAGCCAUGAAGUGGUUCUACAAAGAUCCUCAAGGAGAGAUACAAGGCCCAUUCAGUCCAGUGGAGAUGUGUGAGUGGUUCCAGGCUGGUUAUUUCACCAUGACCCUGCUGGUGAAGAGAGGUUGUGAUGAGGGCUUCCAGCCACUGGGGGACGUCAUCAAGAUGUGGGGACGCGUGCCUUUCUCUCCAGGACCCUCACCUCCUCCCCUGCUGGGUAACAUGGACCAGGAGAUGUUGAAGAAGCAGUUGGAGCAGGCAGCCACUGCAGCGCUCUACCAGCAGCUCCAAAUGAGGUUCCAACACAUGAACAGGUGUGGUGAGUCGGGAAUGAUGCCUGCUAUGAACCGGUCAGUGCCAGAAACCUGGGACAUUCAUACCUCAUCCUCACAGACACAAGGUGCUGAGGUCGGUCUGUGGGAUAUGACCAUAACUAACUCACCUCAGGGUCCAACUCUCGAGCAGCUGCAGAAACUCCAGCAGGAGAGGCGUGAAGCUGAACUCAGGGUGAAGAGGGAGGAUGAGGAGCGAAAACGUCGGGAGGAGAAGAGGAGGCAACAGGAAGAGCAGAAGAGGAGAGAGGAGGAGGAGUUGUACAGGCGCAAACGUGAGCAGCAAUGUCGUCAGCAGGAGCUCCUCUUGAAGCUGCUCCAGCAGAGUCAGCAGCAGCGGGAGGCGCAGGGAGGUGCAGGUUGGAGCUCGGCUCAGGCAGGGUCCCUGUCUCUGGGUAAAGCUCAGGGAAAGAACCUCGGUCUGCUGGAGCAGCAACAGCAGAGAGUGCAGCAGCAGAGGAUGGCGAUGGGGCAGUGGAGUGACAGCUCGGUGGGAAUGUGGACAGGAAUGGAGGGGAAGAUCAGCAGUGGGAGCAGUAUGGGCAUCUGGGAAGAGGCAGUUAAAAACCAGGCCAACCAUCGUAACAUGGGCAUGAAGAACAGCAUGAGCAGCCCCUCCUUCAGUGAUCAGUACAUGCUGAACCGUCGGAAGCGGACGGAGGAAGAGGAGCGGCUGCUGAAGCUCUUACAGGGCAUGAAGCCUCAGCAGGACGGAUUCACCACGUGGUGUGAACAAAUGCUGCACGCUCUCAACACCUCAGCCAACAACUCGUCCUCCUCUGGGGAUGUGGCCGCCAUCGUGGCGUAUCUCAAGGAAGUCGAGUCGCCGUACGAGGUGCAUGACUUCAUCCGCUCGUACCUGGGCGACACGGUCGAAGCCAAAGAGUUCGCCAAGCAGUUCCUGGAGCGCCGUGCCAAGCAGAAAGCCAACCAGCAGAGACAGCAGCAGCAGCUGUGUAAGGAGAUCGCAGGACUGAAUAUGAACUUCCCCUUACAGUCUGUAUUCCAGACGAGCCACGUGGGUAAAAGUGGCAGCAUGUACGACAGCCAGGGCGGGAAAAUGAAGAAGAAACCCAGCAUGAUGCUCCACUCUGAUCCCAGCAUCCUCGGUUACUCGUUUUUGGGCUCGAGCGACCGGAUGAUGCUCGGAGAGAUGGAGGCAGUGGAGGAUUACUGAUCCAGCAGAACCUUACUUGAGACUACCUGAGGCCUUAACCUGGAGCAAACUAGCAGACGAAUGUGCACUGCUCUCUCACUCACUCCCUCUUUCACCCACUCUCUCGCCCAGACGAGGACGGGGGGUGGAUCAGAGGAACGGGGUGCAGACGGAGAGAGCUCUCGCACCUGUUUGUCUAAGCACCUUAACUAAGCUAUUGCACUUUAUUACCAGAGUUUCAAUAUUUGAAAUUGAGUUUUUGUCUUAUUUUUUUUUUACAGUGCAAAAGUGUGAAUAUAUUGUUACAUACAUUGUGUAGAACCGUUUGUAUACAAAGCGUGUGUGCGCGCGCAUUAAUGAAUUAGCCAGAUCAGCGUGAGAGAAUGUGCUCUCAGAAGACAAACACUGUCGUGUUAUUUGUUUUGUUUUCAUAUGAAAGCUAUACAUUUGAAAAACUUGAACAUUUGCACUUGUUUAACAAAAAUUUAAGAAAAAAAAAGUUUAAAAAAGUUAGAUAUUUUUCAGAUUGUGUAUGUGAGCGAUUUGAAGAAAAGUCUGCACAAAGAACUUUAUUACUGAGAUGUAUAAAGGAAAUGCCAUGUUUUUAUUUUGUUCAAGAGAAAUUUUUGUAUUUCAAGUGUGUGUGUGUGUGAGAGAGAGGGGUGUGUGUGUGUGUGAGCUCGCCUGCUUUUCACUUGUACAUAGAUCGUUAGAGACAGAAAAGAUGGGACAGUGUGGUGCUGUAUUAACUUUCCUCUUUUUUUUUUUUUUUUUUUGAGGAAGUUUGAGUGUUGGGCCUCGUCCCAAUCCCACAUUUAACACCCUUGUUGACUUUGUCGUAGUCACCAUCUUUAGUGCGACACCAGCUCAAGUGAGGAAUCGGUGUAGAUUUUGUAGGAAAAAGGCGUGCGUGUGUGUGUGACAUUUUAAAACUCUACCACGGUGGGCGAGCUGCUGUUGCCCUGUCGAGUGAUUGAGUGUGUGAGUGAGUCAAUGAAUAAUGUUGAAGCGUUAAUAGUGUAGCUCUUUUUGUUCUCUUUAAAACACCACAAAACUGUGUAAUGUUUAUUUCUCCCGAUUUCGGAGGACCACAUGUGAACUAAUUGCCUUUUGAGUGUGUGUGUGCGCGCAAGAGACAACUUUACUUUUCAUUGCUGUUUAAGGGAAAAGAAAAGAAUGACUGAUUUAUUUUUUUAUCGUUGCAUACAAAGUAUUUGAAACUUCUGUGAUCUGAUUUGGAGCAUUUUCAAGGCUGCUACCUUACUGUCAUAUAGAUUUUUUUUAUUAUUAUUAUUAUUAUUAUUGAUUUUGUUUUGGGUUUGUUUGCAACCUUGGGAAGUUUAUUAUUACAAAUGAAUGUAUUCCUAAAAUGUGGAACGGGGCGUCACACCAAGCCCAGAGUCUUCUCAAUUAAGUCUGAUGGGCUUUCAACAAAGACAUUUUCAGAAGGAAAUGUCCUGCUGUUCUUCCAGAACUUUCUCCAGCAGUGAACCUCGGGCCAAUCAGAGCCAAGGACAUGCACCGUGUAGCAGUAGUAGACACCCCACCCCGCCCCACUCUUCAGUCAAGACAGAGACUUUUUAAGCCUGGAGCUGAGGGUUAUUAUUAUUAUUAUUAUUAUUAAUAAUCGGUACUUGAGCUAGAGGAAAGGAAACAUUUCACUUUUUCUUGGUUUGGAAUAUAUUUUUGCAAAAGAAGAAAAAUAAGAUGUGUAAGAAGCAGCAAUAAGGACAAGAACAUGUGUGAGGAUAUGCAUUCUCCAGGAGAAGUGGACUUGAACCUCAUACUGCGUCCUGGAGGAAUAAAAUGGAUCUUCAGUCUUAUGAAACGGACUCGAGCCUCCUAUGUCGUCCCAGACAAGUGGGCUCGAGUCUUGUGCAGUUCUCAGCAUUCUGGUGGACUCGUAUUGCGUCUGCCAUCUUGGCCAAGUAGACUCAAGGCUCACACAAAGUUCAAAGAUUUCAAGCUGCAGACUUGCAAUGUCCUACAGCGUCCACAGUGUUAGACAAGUGGAUUCUUGGACUCAAGUCUCCUGCAUUGUUCUGGAGGGAAAAAAGGUGACUGGAGAAUGUCACUCGAGUCGUCUUUGUCACAUGAAGGAAAAUCCAGCACCGUUACUGAAAUGGCUGGUUUUAACUGAAUGUUCCACCGAAAACUUGACAGCAGCUUGGCUUCCGGAGAACAUUACGGUGUGUUUUCACCCUUAGAUUUGGAUGGACAACUUGUAAAGAAGAACAGGGUGGAAGUUCCUUUACCUACAUCGUGGACUAGAACUGCAGAGAGAGCGAGAGACAGACACUGCUGCUGGUCCUCGUGGAAGAGGAAUGAAUGAAACCUCCCAGUUCCAGCGUGAGGACAGAUUCCCUGUGAUCAGAGCCGGGUUUCUCCUGCGAGGACGACCUCAGGAUCUGUCCGAGGUUUCUGACACACUGAACUGCGUCCUUUUCUUUCUUUCUGUAUUUUUCAGGCAUGUGCCGAAAUUCGUCGAUUAUAAUCCCAGUACUCCGCAUACACAAGACGUUAGCGCUAUUCCCUUUAGCAAAGCGGAGAUCCUCGUAAACAAAUGUGACUGCACACGAGCACCACUGCUGUACGAAGAGGAAGCCGAGGUUGCUUUUCAGUGACCGAUCAGAACAGCUACGUAUUGUUUUGAAUUUAGUCACAAAAUUUAUAUCAGAGAUCAUACAUAGAAAAAUGUCAUCAUGGCACAUGCCAACUACUUUUCCUUCUUCCUCAAUUAUACAUUUUACUUUAAAUUUCCUCCUCUUGGUCAUGUGAUCUAUAAGGGUGGAGCUGAAGUUAAACUCGAUCAUGAUCUCACCACUGUAUUUUAGCUUCCUAACAAAACUGGUGCCUAUUCUUAAUGACAAUGUUAUUAACCCAAUGUUAGCUUGCUUGCUUGAAUACAUGGCGAUUUUUAAUUUCACACAGUACUAACUGCCUGUGAGGUAACAUUAAUGCUAGCAAACAUUAGCUACAUGAACGUAGCACUCUAUAGUCAAGCUGGCAAAUGAUGUUAACAUAUCUUACGAGCUGAUCGGAUUUCACCUUACGCUCCACACUUCUUGUGUAUAUAAAUGUAAAUUUUUAUUUUCUGAAAAAAAUUUCCCCCUUGUUUUUGUUGCCAUGCCUUAAACUGUACAGUGGACAAUUUUAUCGCGACUUGCUAUCUCACGCGAGUGUGCAUCAGCAGUCUGGACGCAGACACGCCCUCAGCUGUGGAGCGUUUCCACUCGGCUCUGUAUAUACCGGUUUCCUUGCUACGACAGUUUUAAGGUAUUAUCAAAGUUUGCAGGUCCUUUUCGCUGAAAAGGACAUGUUCGCCCGACCCAUGCUCCAUCCCUCUGUCCGCCAGCCGCAUGGACACAGAGGGUGGGGCUAGUGGAGUUUUUGCUUUGAGAAGAACAAACUAUGUUAAACAGAAAAUAAAGAUUUUAAAGGUUGAA
Molecule: messenger RNA, 6558 nt
Organism: Neoarius graeffei (lesser salmon catfish)
Lineage: Eukaryota; Metazoa; Chordata; Actinopteri; Siluriformes; Ariidae
Gene: gigyf1b
Product: GRB10 interacting GYF protein 1b
Exons: 25
Coding region: 116-3133 (1005 amino acids)
Biological process (GO): insulin-like growth factor receptor signaling pathway
Molecular function (GO): protein binding
Source: RefSeq, a predicted model, not a curated record